This is a messenger RNA of Patiria miniata (bat star), 2589 nucleotides long. RefSeq names its product kinetochore protein NDC80 homolog (gene ndc80). Lineage: Eukaryota; Metazoa; Echinodermata; Asteroidea; Valvatida; Asterinidae. Gene Ontology annotation, biological process: attachment of mitotic spindle microtubules to kinetochore. The transcript is spliced from 17 exons. Gene Ontology annotation, cellular component: Ndc80 complex. The record is from RefSeq and is a predicted model, not a curated record. The coding region runs from base 124 to 2037 and encodes 637 amino acids.
UAUCAAAACCCCGUUUGGGGGAUAAAGAGCAUGAUGGGAAGGAUUUUAAGCUAAGGCGGCCAUUUUCAAAAUCUUACGGAAGGAGUAACGUUACGGCCGAUUUUUGAAUACAGGGAGACAACCAUGUACCGUCCAUCCCAGAGUAGCAGCAGUAGCAGUAGCAGACGGUCCUCAGUAAACAGUGGACGUGCCUCACUAGCCCCACUCAGAGUCAAGCAAGACAAUGCUGGAAGAUCUAACAAUGCUGGCAGCUCCAAACGUCUCAGCUCUGACAGUGGAGCAGGUAGCAGCAGAUCGUCAACCGGUAACCGGAAAUCUGUCUCCCAGAAACAUGGCUUCAUUAACACCAAACGGCAGUCGAGUGGAUACGGAGGGAGGAAUUUUGGCCAUGAAAUCAUGAAGGACACAAGACCCCUCAGCGACAAGUCCUACAUGCAACGAGAAAUCAGAGAUAUAGUGGACUUUCUGACACAGCACGGCUACCCUCAUCCCCUCAACAACAAGAUGCUGAUGACACCAACGACUAAAGACUUCCUCAAGAUCUUCCAGUUCCUCUACAACUUCCUGGAGGUGAAGUACGCGCCGGCUCAGAAGUUUGAAGAGGAGAUACCCCAGAUCUUCAAGACAUUGAAAUAUCCAUUCAACAUUUCCAAGAGUUCCAUGUUCACCGUGGGCAGCCCUCACACCUGGCCAAACAUCCUGGGUGCCCUGCAUUGGCUGCUCAACUCAGUCAGGUAUGCCCUUGGUGUGGAUGAGCAAUCGGUGCUUUUCUCAGCGCAGCUCACCGACGACCAGGGGGAUGAGUUUGAUUCAGGCACCGAUUCUGAGGUUUUGUUCAAUUAUGUCGAGGGAGCGUACAAGGAGUUCUUGGAUGGAGCAGAUACGUUUGAAGAAAGGGAGGAAGCCCUGGCACAAGGCAUCAAGCAGCGUAGCCUUGGGCAGACAGGAAACCUGGAGCAGUUGGCAGCAGAGGAGCAGCGAUUGGCCGCUGAGCUGCAGCUGCUGCAGCAAGAACCUUGUCGCCUGACAGCACUACAAGAGCAUGCUCAGAUGAUGGCUGGUGACAACGAACGCUUCUACAAGUAUCUGCAGGAGUUGAAUGAACACAAGCGAAUCCACCAGCAGAAACUGCAAGAUAUCGAACUGCAAUUCCAACAAGCAGAAUUGGAGUUGGAGCAGACGAUGAACGAGCAGCAGCGAUUCGAGCAUCAGUUGGCCAAUCAGGAGCUGUCGGCCAGCGACGUGCAGCGUCUGCACUCCGAGAUGAGACAGCUGAACGCCACCCUGGAGGCCAUCGAGAGAGACAAGCAGGAGAUUGAUCAAGAGAUAUGGGACAAGGAGAAACAGAUUGCCAAGAAACAGGAACAGCUGGAGAAGCAUGUAACUCAGUUCAACAGCCAGGCAAGGAGUCUGAACCUGAUCCCCUCCACGGCAGAGAACGCCCACGGCAUAGACUACGAGAUGAAAAUCAACUUCUACAACGCCCACGGGAACAAAGCCUCACUCAUGGACUUCACCAGCACAAUAAAGCCUGCCCUGAUUCAAAUGAAGAAGCAAGUCAACGAGGAGGUCCACAAGCUGAACAGUCAGAAGCUUCUUGAAGAAGAAACACUGGAACAGUUGACGGAGAUGGUUGAGAGCAAACAGGAUGAAGUUAGCAAGUUGGACACCAGACUGCAGCGCCGAGCCAAGGAACUCGAAACACUGAAAGAGAAAAUCAAGGAGGAGAGUCGUCAGCUGGCUGAGCAGCAGAGCCUGCUGGAGCAGAAGAUCCAACAGCAGCAGGUGGUAGGAGACACAGAUCAGAACAGGGCACAGGCGGAGCUCAAAGAACUCAUCACGAGGUACCAUGAGCAUGUGGCGGAGAUGCAGCAAGAAUACAAGGAUUAUGAGCAGUUCCUCCUGCAUGCCUGCACCAAAGUGCUAGAACACAAGGCCAUCAUAGAUGAGCGCAUUUCUGAGCUCGAUCAGCAAGCAUCUGCGAUGAUCCAGAGGGUGAGGAACAUUGAUCUGCCCCCACCGGCACCAUCCAAAUGAUCCAGCCGAUUAUUGUGUCAGUGAAACCAUGGAUGAAAAAUGUUGUACAGCCAGAAUAACCUUAACAACCUUUUAACUUUGGAAAAGACUAUUGAUGCAGAUUGCCUGCAUCUACUGACUUUUGUAACUAAAGGUACAUGUAUGUUAAAACUUCCUUAACAGUUGUAGAGAACCUUUGUACAUAUUGUGUAUUUGUUGUUUUUGUUUUGUUUUAUUAGAAACCGGUUGGGCUUGGUAAAAAGAGAACGAACUAGCACCAUGAUUCACCCGUGUAAUGCUUGGGUUCCAAACACAAGGAGCUAUUUUCAUUUUUGUUCUGUAGCCAAAAUUUGCUGGCCCUAGCUAGUGAAUUUCUAAAUUAAUUUAGUGCUUUGAACAAUAAGAAACAGUCUCAUUAAGUUCACUUCAAGCACCAAGCCCUUAAAUUUAUGUAAAGUUUAAUUAGAUUUAGAUAUGUAAAUUAUCAAAAAAAAGAAAUUCAAAACAGGUUCAUCUGUAAUUCCUGGCUUCAGAAAGGACAGAGAAAUAAUCAAAACCAUAUGCCGACAUUUG